CCUUCGACCUAGCAACAAUCCCAGUUGCAAAGUUCAAUAAUAUUCCACGCACAGAGAAUUAAGCCAUGGAGGAUUAUUCUGUUCUUCAACCUCUGCCUAUGGCACUCUUUUUCGCGGCCUCUCUUUCGUUUCUGCUCGGCCUGAUCUUCAGGUUCCGCCGGAGGUUGCCCUUCCCACCGGGCCCAAAAGGCCUGCCCUUCAUCGGCAACAUGCUGAUGAUGGACCAGCUCACCCACCGGGGGCUCGCCAAGCUCGCCCACCGCUACGGCGGAAUCUUCCACAUGCGCAUGGGGUUCCUACAUAUGGUUGCUGUUUCCGACCCGGAGGUCGCCCGCCAAGUUCUUCAGGUGCACGACGGCAUCUGUUCAAACCGUCCGGCCAGCAUCGCCAUAAGUUACCUGACGUACGAUCGUGCCGACAUGGCUUUCGCCCACUACGGCCCUUUCUGGCGACAGAUGCGUAAGCUGUGCGUCAUGAAGUUGUUCAGCCGUAAGCGAGCCGAGUCCUGGGAGUCCGUCCGGGACGAGGUCGACACCACCGUCACAAAAGUCACCCUCCACGCCGGAACCGCCGUGAACAUCGGCGACUUAGUGUUUCAACUCACCCGAGAUAUUAUAUACAGAGCCGCAUUUGGGACCACCACCAUCCAGGGCCAGCACGAGUUCAUAGAACAAAAAACUGCCGCCAUUUAA
Momordica charantia (bitter melon) is the source of this 692-nucleotide messenger RNA. The record is from RefSeq and is a predicted model, not a curated record. Lineage: Eukaryota; Viridiplantae; Streptophyta; Magnoliopsida; Cucurbitales; Cucurbitaceae.